Molecule: messenger RNA, 1044 nt
Organism: Clonostachys rhizophaga
Lineage: Eukaryota; Fungi; Ascomycota; Sordariomycetes; Hypocreales; Bionectriaceae
Source: the annotation of a GenBank genome assembly
AUGGGCUUGAAUUUGGACAUCGGAGGGCUUGAGUGCAAGCAGCUCGAUAACGACAAUCCUCCGUUCGCGGCCUCUACUCUAGUGCAGGAGCUGCUUGAGAUCGACAUGGGCAUUGACAUCUUGCCGCAUGGCAAGAAGAGCGAAGUCAUCCAAAUCCUUCAGGAACAAGGGCUGAAUACGAGACCUUGGCGCUCUGCUUUCAAGGAUGAAGGUGUAGAUACUCUGCCUGGCCGUGUGCCGAGCUGGAAAGAUCUCAAUACUGUCCGUGAGCGGGCGAUGGAAUGCUUUAAUUGCGACCACGAAGAAUUCAGCUGGAACAUCGAAGUGCAUCAUCGGCUUCUUGAGAGCAUCUUUAGAGGAUCGGGAGAGGCCUCCGCCCAGCCCUUCGAUUUUAUGUCAUGUACAACCGCCCGGCCACAUAGGAACUAUCUACCCUGUUCUUCAAGGCAAAAGAUGGUGGACUUUUGCCUCUUUGAUGAUUCCGACGUCGAUGCUCAAGCGCGCCGAGCACUUGCUCAGCGCACAGUUACUCAGACAGUCAACCACACCGAUUACAGGCCUCUUCAGCUUCGCCCUAUCACACUGAGCAUUGAAACUAAACGUCCGGGUAAGGAUUUGGACAUGGCACAGCUGCAGAUGGGUGUAUGGCAUGCAGCGCAGUGGAGGUUUCUCCAAUCCGCUGUGAAGGCGAUGAUCACGUCGACUCAGGCUGAUGGGGCAGACGAGGAAGAAAUCACGGAUGCUGUGAAGGCGGCUUUGUCCCAACUCGGCUUCCUCCCGGGAGUAAUCAUACAAGGCCAUCGCUGGCUCUUUGUCUUUUCUACGUUGGAGCCUCAGACCACAACUCUGGAAGACGGCACCAAUAUCACAGUUUAUCGCACCACCUUGUGGAUUGAGCAGGAGUUCGGGUCUACGCAGAGCAUUCUCAAGACGUACCAGAUUGUCGCUGGCCUUCGCCGCCUGGCAGGAUGGGCAAAGGACUUCUACAUGCCCUGGUACCAGAGACAUGUCCUCUCGAAUCAUGGCCCGAAUCAAAGCCCAUGA